ACCCUAUGACGCGCCCAGGAGCCACUUCCUCCUCCCUCUUUGUUGCGUCACGGGCUUCCCUGCGCGUCACGUGACUCCGGCUCGCCUGCGCAGCCAUGAUGCAGGAAGAUUUGGACGAUGGCCCCGAUUUUCUUUCAGAAGAAGACAGAGGACCUAGACCAAUCAAUGUGGAUCUUCAAACAGAUGGCACUCUUCAGGUUGACAUUUCUGAUGCUCUUAGUGAAAGAGAUAAAGUUAAAUUUACAGUUCACACAAAGAGUACCCUCCCUAAUUUCAAACAAGAUGAAUUUUCUGUAGUUCGUCAGCAUGAAGAAUUUGUCUGGCUUCAUGAUGCUUUUGUUGAAAAUGAAGAGUAUGCUGGCUAUGUGAUCCCACCAGCACCUCCAAAGCCUGACUUUGAUGCUUCAAGAGAUAAACUGCAGAAACUUGGGGAAGGAGAAGGAUCAAUGACGAAGGAAGAAUUCACAAAGAUGAAACAAGAACUUGAAGCUGAGUACCUGGCUAUAUUCAAGAAAACUGUUGCCAUGCAUGAAGUAUUCUUGUGUCGUGUAGCUGCACAUCCAGUUCUACGAAAUGACUUAAACUUUCAUGUAUUCUUGGAAUAUAAUCAAGAUCUGAGUAUUCGAGGAAAAAAUAAAAAAGAGAAACUGGAAGAUUUCUUUAAGAAUGUGGUAAAGUCGGCUGAUGAAGUUCUUGUUGCGGGUGUUAAGGAUGUUGAUGAUUUCUUCGAGCACGAGAAAACCUUUCUCCUAGAAUAUAAUAACAGAAUAAAGGAUGCAGCUGUCAAAGUUGACAAAUUGACAAAAUCACAUAAAAGUGUGGCUGAUGACAACAGUAGAAUUAGUUCAAUAUUGUACUCCUUAGGAACGCAAGACUCAACAGAUUUAUGCAAAUUUUUCUUGAAGUUAUCAGAAUUAUUUGAAAAAACAAGGAAAAUAGAAGCACGAGUAUCAGCAGAUGAAGACCUAAAGCUUUCUGAUCUUUUGAGGUAUUACUUAAGAGAAUCGCAAGCUGGUAAGGACCUCCUUUAUAGACGAGCAAGGUCUUUGGUGGAUUAUGAAAAUGCAAACAAGCUGUUGGAUAGAGCAAGAGCUAAGAACAAAGAUGUCCUUCAAGCUGAGACCAACCAACAGUUCUGCUGUCAAAAAUUUGAGAAGCUGUCAGAGUCGGCAAAGCAAGAGCUUACAGACUUCAAAACUCGAAGAGUUGCAGCAUUUCGAAAAAACCUUGUAGAAUUGGCAGAACUGGAACUAAAACAUUCCAAGGGACACUUGCAAUUGCUGCAGAGUUGUCUAGCAGCACUCAAGGGGGACAGUUAACUAUUUUAUGGUUGUUGUAUUAACAAGGGCUGUGUAUAUCGACUCUACAAGGAGAUCACUUGGUAAGCUUUCAUGGUUCCAUAAAGAAGAUUGACUGCAAGAAGGCUCUUUAUACAGCAGAAGUAAACAGCAUUUUUGCAUCUGACGAGAAAAGAGAAAACUUGUAUCAAGAAAUCCCAUUCUGAGAUGCCAUAUAAUAUGUCACUUGCAUUUGAUUGUCCAGAAAUCAAAAUAUUUUCAUUUGCCAAUAUCUUAAAUAUUAUUGUACAUUUAAUUACCAACUAUAUUCAUUUUUACAAUAUCAAAGGCACAAUUUGGAUGUUUUUUAAAAUAAAGGUAAAAAUAAAAUGCAAUACCAUUAAAUGUAUUCCAUAUAGUCAAGUGCAUUGUUUGGCAUUUAGUGCUUUUCCAACAACUUUAUGACAAUUAGUCUUCAUUUUUUAUAUUGGUAACAUUUAUCUUCAACUAAAAAUAAUGUUAAAACUGAAUAUAAUUUCUAAAUUUAAUGUAUAUCUGCCUUAAACUCAGAGAACAAUUCCUAAUCAUUGUAUAAUAAACAAGUACACUAGAGAAUGUUUAAA
This is a messenger RNA of Leucoraja erinaceus (little skate), 1900 nucleotides long. RefSeq names its product sorting nexin 6 (gene snx6). Bases 96 to 1319 code for a protein of 407 amino acids. Lineage: Eukaryota; Metazoa; Chordata; Chondrichthyes; Rajiformes; Rajidae. The record is from RefSeq and is a predicted model, not a curated record. The transcript has 14 exons. Gene Ontology annotation, molecular function: phosphatidylinositol binding. Gene Ontology annotation, cellular component: endosome.